GGUACUUCAAAAUGGUCGUGGAAGUCGUUAUUGCGAAGAAAACGGGAGAAAACUACUACUACUACUACUACUACUACUGCUACUACUGCUGCCCCGCCACUGCCACUGCCUCCCCCCUCCCCCUCCUCUGUCCGGUCUGCCGCCUCCAGCAGACCGCGGUUACGAGCAGGGAAGAUCAAAAAGGGAAGAGCGCCCCCCACCUCCACCACCGCCACCACCACCACCACCACCACCUCCCUGACACGCCCCCGUAAUAAGGACAACAGGAGCCGGCCCAGCCAAUCACAGCGCUUCUCGACCCUCCAGCAGCCAAUCAGGAGUCGCCGUUCGGGUGGUGAUGGUGGUGGUAGCCGUAGAGAGAGCGAAUCGUCUGUUUCCCCGCCAAGAGUCACGAAGGUGAAGACGUACCAGAAGGCGAGAUAUUUUGGUGACACAGAUGUGGACGACCCCGCUACGACCACAACUACCACAAUUCCACCACAAUCGCCGCCUACCACUACUACCACCACUACCAACAUUAUGCCCUCCCACCCCGGCGACUAUCGGAGCCUGCCCAGUCGUGUGGCGGCCAAGAAUAGUCGUGGUGGUCGUGGCAGAAGACUAUCUCGUGGUCGUAGUAGUAGUAGGAAUAGUAGCGAAUCUGAGAACGAUAGUAGGGCGAGUCGUGUGUCUACGGGCUCCAAUAGGUCGGUGUACCUCCACGCCACGGCAGUCGCGGACAUCCCAGUGAAGAGAAUGGAUAGUAAUAGUCGCGAUAGUAGACAGACAGACAGACAGACGGACAGACAGGCGGACAGACAGACAGACAGACAGCGGAGGAAAGUCACGCGAUCCUUCUCUCUCCUCGCUCCGUGGAAACCCAGACACUACAGGGAGAAGUACGAGAUGGACUAUGACAGCAAGACAGCUUUACCGCCACGCCCACCCCGCCGCCCACCACCUACUACUACUACUACUACUACUACACCUGCUACUACUACUACUACUACUACUACUGGGAAGUCUUCUAAAACUCUACUUGGCUCAGGAAGAAGAGAAACAAGGAGGCCAAGGGAAUAUGAGGAGGAGGAGGAGGAGGAGGAGGAGGAGGAGGAGGAGGAGGAGGAGGAGGAGGAGGAGGAGGAGGAAGAGAAGGAGGAGGAGGAGGAGGAUACACGACACAGCAUCCCGCACAGCGACACAGCAUUCCGGCACAGCGACACAGCAUCCAGCCACAGCCACAGACACUCCCACUACUCAGACCAUUCUACAGUCCCUGCUACUCCACACAGCACCACAGAGCUCCACACAGCUCCACACAGCCCCACACAGCUCCACACAGGUCCACACAGGUCCACACAGCCCCACACUGCUCCACACAGCACCACACACCUCCACACAGCCCCACACAGCUCCAUACAGAUCCACACAGCCCCACACAGCCCCACACAGCUAUACACAGGUCCACACAGCUCCACACAGCUCCACACAGCUCUACACAGCUUCACACAGCUCCACACAGCCCCACACAGCUCCACACAGCCCCACACAGCUCUUCACAGCUCCACACAGCUCCACACAGCCCAACACAGCUCCACACAGCCCCACACAGCUCCACACAGCUCUACACAGCUCCACACAGCUCCACACAGGUCUACACAGCUCCACACAGGUCUACACAACCCCACACAGCUCCACACAGCUCCACACAGACCCACACAGCUCUACACAGGUUCACAAAGCUCCACACAGCUUCACAAAGCCCCACACAGCUCCACACAGCCCCACACUGCUCCACACAGCCCCACACAGCUCCACACAGCUCCACACAGCCCCAUACAGCUCCACCCAGCCCCACACAGCUUCACACAGCCCCACACAGCUCCACACAGCCCCACACAGCUCCACACAGCCCCACACAGCUCCACACAGCCCCACACAGCUCCACACAGGUCUACACAGGUUCACACAGCUCCACACAGGUCCGCACAGCCCCACACAGGUCCACACAGCUCCACACUGGUCCACACAGCCCCACACAGCUCCACACAGCCCCACCACACAGCCCCAUACAGCUCCACCCAGCCCCACACAGCUUCACACAGCCCCACACAGGUCCACACAGCCCCACACAGCUCCACACAGGUCUACACAGCUCCACACAGCCUCACACAGCUCUACACAGCUCCACACAGCUCCACACAGCCCCACACAGCCCCACACAGCUCCACACAGCUCUACACAGCUCACACAGCACACAGCUCCACACAGCUCCACACACUCCACACAGCCACACAGCCCCACAGCCCACACAGCUCCACACAGCUCCACAGCUCCACAAAGCCCCACACAGCUCCACACAGCCUCACACAGCUCCACACAGCUCCACACAGCCCCACACAGCUCCACACAGGUCCACACAGGUCCACACAGCUCCACACAGCCCCACACUGCUCCACACAGCACCACACAGGUCCACACAGCUCCACACAGCUCCACACAGGUCUACACAGCCCCACACAGCUCCACACAGCCCCAAACAGCCCCACACAACCCCACACAGCUCCACACAGCCCCACACAGCUCCACACAGGUCGACACAGCCCCACACAGCUUCACACAGCUUCACACAGCUCUACACAGCUCCACACAGCCCCACACAGCUCCACACAGCUCUACACAGCCCCACACAGCUCCACACAGCUCCACACAGCUUCACACAGCCCCACACAGGCCCACACAGCUCCACACAGCUUCACACAGCUCCACACAGCACCACACAGCUCCACACAGCACCACACAGCUCCACACAGCCCCACGUAG
Portunus trituberculatus (swimming crab) is the source of this 2802-nucleotide messenger RNA. RefSeq names its product soluble scavenger receptor cysteine-rich domain-containing protein SSC5D-like. The record is from RefSeq and is a predicted model, not a curated record. NCBI's taxonomy places the organism in Eukaryota, Metazoa, Arthropoda, Malacostraca, Decapoda, Portunidae. Bases 520 to 2802 code for a protein of 760 amino acids. The transcript is spliced from 8 exons.